This is a messenger RNA of Arabis nemorensis, 219 nucleotides long. Lineage: Eukaryota; Viridiplantae; Streptophyta; Magnoliopsida; Brassicales; Brassicaceae. The record is from the annotation of a GenBank genome assembly.
AUGUUGUCAGCGUGGAUGAAGGAGACGAGACGACAACGAUCGGAGAAGAAAAAGAUCUCGUUGUCAGAGAAAGUUGGGGAGGGCUCUCACCGGCAAGAUGACGAGGCGUGUAGCACCGAUCAGAACGAGGGGACAACAGUACCGCCGGAGACUUGCGGUGAGGCGGAGCUCAUUUUGAAAGCCAAAAUGGCUACUUCGGGUUCAGUGUCCGAGAGUUAG